AUGGAGAGGUAUAAUUUAAUAAAAGAAGUUGGUGAUGGAACUUUUGGGAAUGUUUGGCGCGCUGUCAAUAAACAGACGGGUGAAGUUGUUGCCAUUAAAAAAAUGAAGAAGAAGUAUUACUCUUGGGAAGAAUGUGUUAAUCUGAGAGAAGUGAAGUCGCUUAGCAGAAUGAAUCAUCCAAACAUUGUGAAGCUGAAGGAAGUCAUCCGGGAAAAUGAUAUCCUAUACUUUGUGUUCGAGUACAUGGAGUGCAAUCUUUACCAGCUUAUGAAGGAUCGACCUAAGCUUUUUGCAGAAUCUGAUAUCCGAAAUUGGUGCGUUCAAGUCUUUCAAGGCCUUUCUUACAUGCAUCAGCGUGGAUACUUCCACCGUGAUCUUAAGCCAGAAAAUCUAUUAGUCUCUAAAGAUGUCAUUAAGAUUGCUGAUCUUGGACUGGCCCGGGAGAUCAAUUCGAGUCCACCUUAUACAGAGUAUGUCUCUACACGCUGGUACAGGGCACCUGAAGUACUGCUACAGUCAUAUGUGUACACGUCAAAAGUUGAUAUGUGGGCAAUGGGCGCUAUUAUGGCUGAGCUGUUGUCUCUUCGCCCUCUUUUUCCCGGAGCAAGUGAAGUAGAUGAGAUCUACAAAAUCUGCAGCGUGAUAGGCAGCCCAACUGAAGAGACAUGGUUGGAGGGGCUUAAUCUUGCUAGCGUUAUCAAUUACCAAUUCCCUCAGCAUCCUGGUGUACACCUUUCAAGCUUGAUGCCAUAUGCCAGUGCAGAGGCGGUUAACCUUGUUGAGCGGCUUUGCUCGUGGGAUCCGUGCGAUAGACCGACCGCUGCGGAGGCUCUGCAGCAUCCUUUCUUCCAGAGUUGCUACUAUGUUCCACCAUCUCUCCGUCCCAAGCAAUCUUUUGGACCGAGAGGGAAUCUUGAGCAGCAGCAGCAGCAAUCUGUCAAGAGGUUGCCGGCGACUGUGACCAAUAAUGCUAAUAAUAAGCCUUAUAACAGUUAUGCUACUCCAAAGAUGAAUGCUCCUUUUGGCACUGGUGCGGUUCAGCGGAAGGUGGAUAUGGGUAAUAAGGUUAACCAGGACACGGCAUGGAACAACAAACCUGUGGGAGGUUAUCACGUCAAAGAUGCAAAGUAUAUACCACCACCUGGAAGGAAGAGUCCUCCAUCUAUGAACAAGAACUGGGGCGUUGCUCGUGGGCCAUCAGAGACUGCAAAUAGAGUGGCAAAUGCAGCAAUGGGAGGAACAUGGAGUCAAAGUCAAAGGCAGACACAACGACAACCGGCGAUGAAGGCAGGAUGGGUUGGAGAAAGUGGUGACGUGUUCCUCAGACCUACUCAGCCUCCAAAUCCCUACUCUAGGAGAAUCGCCGAGCGGUCGCACGAGUGGCACUUUGUGUAUCUUUUGGCACGACGGCUCUCCAGUUAUCACCGUCUCGUCGCCGAUCGGAAGACGGAGGCAGUAACGAGCUAUAGAUGGGAAAAGGCGGGAAAAUCUAUGGUGUUGAAAGUUCCUCACUCAACACUGCGAUCACAUAACGGCACUUGCUUCACUAAAGACAUCUGA
Molecule: messenger RNA, 1560 nt
Organism: Microthlaspi erraticum
Lineage: Eukaryota; Viridiplantae; Streptophyta; Magnoliopsida; Brassicales; Brassicaceae
Source: the annotation of a GenBank genome assembly